GUCCUCCCCGAGUCGGCAGCGCGAUAGAGGUGACCUGGCUGCUUGAGGCUCGUUUUUGCAGGUGCUGAAAUUGCUGAAAUUGCUCGCGCAGUUCUCAGUCAUGUCUGAACCAGUCAGAGUCCUUGUAACUGGAGCAGCUGGUCAGAUUGCAUAUUCACUGCUGUACAGUAUUGGAAAUGGAUCUGUCUUUGGUAAAGACCAGCCUAUCAUUCUUGUGUUACUGGAUAUCACUCCCAUGAUGGGUGUCCUGGAUGGUGUCCUAAUGGAACUGCAAGACUGCGCCCUUCCCCUCCUGAAAGAUGUCAUUGCAACCGACAAAGAAGAGGUUGCCUUCAAAGACCUGGAUGUGGCCAUCCUUGUGGGUUCCAUGCCAAGAAGGGAGGGCAUGGAGAGGAAAGAUUUACUGAAAGCAAAUGUGAAAAUCUUCAAAAGCCAGGGCGCAGCCCUGGACAAAUAUGCAAAGAAGUCAGUUAAGGUGAUUGUGGUGGGAAACCCAGCGAACACCAAUUGCCUGACUGCCUCCAAGUCAGCACCAUCCAUCCCCAAGGAGAACUUCAGUUGCCUCACUCGUUUGGAUCACAAUCGAGCUAAAUCUCAGAUUGCACUUAAACUUGGUGUGACUGCUGAUAAUGUAAAGAACGUCAUCAUCUGGGGAAACCAUUCCUCAACUCAGUAUCCAGAUGUCAAUCAUGCCAAGGUGAAAUUACAAGGGAAAGAAGUUGGUGUUUAUGAAGCUGUGAAAGAUGACAGCUGGCUCAAGGGAGAAUUCAUCACGACCGUGCAACAGCGUGGUGCCGCUGUCAUCAAGGCUCGAAAACUCUCCAGCGCAAUGUCUGCCGCGAAAGCCAUCGCUGACCACGUCAGGGACAUCUGGUUUGGAACCCCAGAGGGAGAGUUUGUGUCCAUGGGUGUCAUUUCUGAUGGCAACUCCUAUGGCAUUCCAGACGACCUGCUCUACUCAUUCCCUGUUGUAAUCAAGAAUAAAACCUGGAAGUUUGUUGAAGGACUCCCUAUUAAUGAUUUCUCCCGUGAGAAGAUGGAUCUUACCGCAAAGGAACUGGCAGAAGAAAAAGAAACUGCUUUUGAAUUUCUUUCUUCUGCCUGACUAGGCCACCAUGUCAAUGUUACUAAAUGCCCCAAAACUGAAGAAGCUAAAUGUCGUCUUUAACUUUAGUACCAAAUAAUAAUAAUAAUGAUAAUGUUAUACUUAAAUUACUUGAGAAAACCAACACAUUGUAAAGAUCAUGUGCUUCUUGGUACAGAUUUGUGAGUAACAGCCCAUCAUCAUGCUGAUAGCACUACAGUCUAAAUAAAAAUAUAUACUCAAGUGAAA
Molecule: messenger RNA, 1333 nt
Organism: Ochotona curzoniae (black-lipped pika)
Lineage: Eukaryota; Metazoa; Chordata; Mammalia; Lagomorpha; Ochotonidae
Gene: MDH1
Product: malate dehydrogenase 1
Exons: 9
Coding region: 101-1105 (334 amino acids)
Biological process (GO): malate metabolic process; tricarboxylic acid cycle; oxaloacetate metabolic process
Cellular component (GO): mitochondrion; cytosol
Molecular function (GO): L-malate dehydrogenase (NAD+) activity
Source: RefSeq, a predicted model, not a curated record